UCAAAGCCUCACCCUCUCCCAUCCUCUUUGCUGUCACACGCACUCAGAGACGACGACGGCGUCGCAGCGAUUCUUCGGCUCCGGUUUCAUCGCCGGCGGUAUUUUCCGUUAUAGUCCCCUUUGAGUCUCCAACUUUGUCCCUCACAUUUCCUGUAAGUCAAUCUAUACUCCUUUCCAAUCUAUUCUCCGGAAAUAAAUUAAGAGGACGAAAAGGGAAAAAAGAUUUAUGCAUGUUGAUUCGAUUGAGAUAAUAAUCGAUGGGGCACAAGAAGAAAAACGCUGCUCCGCGUUCCAAACAGCCGACUGUGCCGGCGCCGGCGCCGGUGGAGGUUGUUAACGGAGCAGAUGAAGAUAAUUUGAGUAAAAAUAAUACGAAGAUCGAGGUAGUGGCCGUUCCGGUUGAAUCUGACGGUUCGUCUUCAUCGUCUUUGGUUAAGGUUGAGUGCGAGCGAGCCCUAACGGCACUCCGACGUGGCAACCAUACGAAAGCGCUUCGGUUGAUGAAAGAGUCGUGCACUCGUCACGAGAACUCGGCUCACGCUGCUCUAAUCCACCGCGUUCAAGGCACGGUCUGCCUGAAAGUGGCAUCCAUCAUGGAUGACCAGAAUGUCAAACAUCGACAUUUCAGGAACGCGAUAGAUUCAGCCAAAAAAGCUGUAGAACUAUCUCCGAACUCCAUCGAAUUUGCUCAUUUUUAUGCUAAUUUGCUAUAUGAAGCGGCUAACGAUGGAAAAGAGUAUGAAGAAGUGAUUCAGGAAUGCGAGCGCGCUUUGGCAGUUGAGAAUCCAGUGGAUCCCGCUAAAGAAAGCUUACAAGAAGAAACUCAACAGAAAAUACCAACUGCGGAAGCAAGGAUUUUGCACGUGCAAAGUGAGCUUAGGUCAUUGAUACAGAAAUCGAAUAUAGCUUCAAUUUCUACUUGGAUGAAGAGCUUAGGGAGUGGAGAAGAGAAGUUUAGAUUAAUUCCGGUUCGGAGAGUACAUGAGGAUCCAAUGGAGGUUCAACUAGUGCAAACGAGAAGGCCUAAUGAGAUUAAGAAAGCUACAAAAACGCCAGAAGAAAGAAGGAAAGAAAUUGAGGUUAGAGUUGCUGCUGCUAGGUUGUUGCAGCAGCAGAAAUCUGAAGCAGCUUCUUCUUCACCUCUGUUGCAAAGCAAGGGUGAUAAGAAUGGGAUGGAUUUACCUUUGGGAAGUGGUAGGAGGAGGAGGAAGACUGCUUCUACAGCUGAAAGGAAAGAUUGGGUUCGAUCAUUUUGGAAUUCAAUGAGUAUUGGUUUGAAGAGAGAUCUGCUUAGGAUUAGGGUUAGUGAUCUCAAGGCAUAUUUUGGUUUGGUGAAAGAUGGAUUGGCAAGUGAUGUAUUAUCGGAGGCUUUAGAAUUUGCUGAGGUUAAAAAGACUUGGAAUUUUUGGCUUUGUUGUAGGUGUAGUGAAAAGUUUGCGGAUUCAGAGUCUCACAUGCAGCAUGUUGUUCAUGAGCAUAUGGGGAACCUCAUACCUAAAAUGCAGAACGCUUUGCCACAGAGUAUUGAUAGUGAGUGGAUAGAGAUGCUCCAUAACUGUUCUUGGAAGCCUUUGGAUAUUUCUGCUGCAGCUAAAAUGAUUGGGGACCAGUCUAAAUGCCAGACUUCAGAGUUAUCAGAGGAUUUUGUCUCAGGGAACUAUAAUGAGCAGUGUGAUGAUUGCUUCAAAGAUGCAUGGCCUGAGAAGGAAAUAUUUGUGGAUAGUUACAAUUGUGGUAGUGUAGAGGGCAAUGACUAUGACAAAGUUUCUAGCAUUGAGUGCAGAGGAUCCGAUGAAAACAAGUGUUCCAUGGCAUAUCCCCUUGCGGAUAGUUGGCCAACAGUGGACGAUGCCGAGCGUGCCAAGUUGCUUGAAAGAAUUCAUUCUACAUUUGAACAGCUUAUUGGACAUAAGUAUCUUGCGGUGAGCCAUCUUAACAAGGUUAUACAGUUCACAAUGGAUGAGUUGCGGAGUCUGGUUUCUGGUUGUCAGCUUCUGAAGCAUGGUGUAGAUCGAACUCCCAUGUGCAUCUGUUUUCUGGGAGCCACACAGCUCAGAAAAAUCCUUAAAUUCUUGCAGGACUUAUCUCAUGCUUGUGGCCUGACUAGAUAUUCUGAGAAGACUGCUCCUGCAGAUGAUGCAAAUGGUGCUACUAAGAUUCUUGAGGUUAAAGAGAAGAUUGUUCUUAAUGAAGAUUCUUCUUGUCUCCUCCUAGAUGAAAAUUUAUUAUCUGAUGCAGCAAUAGAAGAUUCGGUCCUGGAAAAUUCUUGUGGUAGCAAUGGGAAUGAGUUUGUACGGGAUGCUGAUGCUCUGUUGUCCUGGACCUUUUCAGGCCACUCAAGUGGGGAUCAAUUGGCAUCAUGGAUACAAAUGAAAGAAGAGAAAACACAGCAAGGAGUGGAAAUUCUCCAGAUUCUGGAGAAGGAGUUUUAUCACCUACAGAGUCUCUGUGAAAGAAAAUGUGACCAUAUAAGCUAUGAGGAAGCUUUGCAGGCUUUAGAGGAUCUUUGUCUUGAAGAAGGUAAGAAGAGGGAGACCGGCGCUGAAUUUGCCCAUCGAAGCUAUGAAUCUGUUCUUAGAAAGCGCAGAGAAGAACUUGUUGAGGCCGAGAAUGAUGUUAUGUUCCUUAGCAGUAGAUUUGAGUUAGAGGCUAUAGCAAAUGUUUUACAAGAAGCAGAAGCGCUGAAUGUCAAUCAAUUUGGUUAUGAGAAUACUUAUGCUGGUCUGACUUCUCAGCUAUGUGACUUAGAAUCUGGGGAAGAUGACUGGAGAGCCAAGGAUUAUCUGCAACAAGUGGACACCUGCAUAGAAGUUGCCAUUCAGAGACAGAAGGAACAAUUAUCAGUAGAGCUAAGCAAAAUUGAUGCACAAAUUAUGCGAAAUGUUACUGGGAUGCAGCAGAUGGAACUCAAACUUGAGCCUGUUUCUGCUCAUGAUUAUCAGUCAAUACUGUUGCCUUUAGUGAAAUCAUACUUGAGGGCACACUUAGAGGACCAGGCCAAAAAAGAUGCCACUGAGAAAUCUGAUGCUGUGAGAGAAGCUUUCUUGGCAGAGCUUGCACGUGAUUCUAAGAAGGGUGCUCGAGGAGGAAGUGAUAAUUCUAGAUAUUCACAGGAGAAAAUUAAGGAUAAGAAAAAGAACAAGGAGUUCAGAAAAUCCAAGGAUUCAAAGGCUUCUGGUGUAAAUGAGCUUCAUAUGCUGAAUGAUGAGACUGCUGAGAAAGUUUCUGUGGUUGUUGCUUCUGAUGGUAACCAUCUAGAUUCUGAAGUUUCUGUGAAUACUGAUGACUUAAAACAGAAAGAAGAGGAAUUUAGACGAAAAAUAGAACUUGAAGCAGAGGAAAGAAAGCUUGAGGAGACUUUGGAGUAUCAAAGACAGAUUGAGAAUGAGGCUAAACAAAAGCACCUUGCGGAGCAAAAUAAAAGAGCUAUUCAGGCAUAUGAAGAGAAAGCGCCCGAUGGAUUGCAUAAUGCUUAUUUGGAUGCUGGUAAUCUAGAUGUUCAGCAAUAUUUGGCAAUAAGGAGCAUAGUCACAAACAAUUUGGAUAGCGUACCAAUGAGCACUGCCAAUGGUUCAGCUGUGCCAGUGACUUCUAAUGCAUCUGGCACUCUUGCAAAUUUUAUACAAGGACUACCUAAUGGCGCAGUCCCGAAAGAUGGUUUGCUUCCUAGUGAGCAAUGGACAGGAAGAAAGGGUAGACAGCAUAAGGGUAACAACAAAUUUCUUGAUGGAAAGGAUCAACUCCUGUCAUUUGAAAGCCAAAACAUUCAAGUUAGAAGCUCUCAUAGCAAUGUGGAAGAGCAAGUUCGAUAUGUUGAUGGUGGCCCUGGGGAAGGUGGUACAAAGACUUUAAGACAACUGCAAGCUGAGGAAGAUGAUGAAGAAAGGUUCCAAGCAGACCUUAAGAAGGCCGUUCGCCAAAGCCUUGACACAUACCAAGCGCGACAGAGAUUGCCCUUGUCUUCAAGUUCGAGAACGGUACAAAGGGUACCUUUGGAUGUAAAAAACCAAGGUGUCUCAGCUAAUGAGGUCUCCAGUGAAGGUUUGAAUGAAACUGAUGUGUUUGGUACAGGUCUGCUGAAUGAAGUUGGCGAAUACAAUUGCUUUCUGAAUGUUAUUAUACAGUCAUUGUGGCACUUGAGACAAUUUCGUGAUGAAUUCUUGCGGAAAUCAGCAUCAAAUCAUGCUCACGUGGGAGAUCCAUGUGUUGUCUGUGCACUGUAUGAAAUUUUCACCGCCCUGAACAUUGCAUCUAGUGAUGUGCGGAGAGAACCUGUUGCCCCUACAUCACUUAGAAUAGCCCUUAGCAACUUGUAUCCAGAUAGUAACUUUUUCCAAGAGGCCCAAAUGAAUGAUGCUUCUGAAGUAUUGGCUGUAAUAUUUGAUUGCCUUCAUCAGUCUUUUACUUCUGGUUCGAGUGUUUCUGAUGCUGGUUCUAUGGACAGCAACUGCACGGGCUCAUGGGAUUGUGGGAACAGUACUUGUAUAGUGCAUUCUCUUUUUGGAAUGGAUAUUUUUGAACGAAUGAAUUGCUACAGUUGUGGUCUGGAGUCCAGACAUUUGAAAUACACUACAUUCUUUCAUAAUAUAAAUGCCAGUGCACUUCGAACAGUGAAGGUUAUGUGUGCCGAAAGCUCCUUUGAUGAGCUUUUAAAUCUUGUAGAGAUGAACCAUCAGUUAGCUUGUGAUCCAGAGGCCGGAGGCUGUGGGAAGCUCAACUAUGUCCAUCACAUUCUCUCAAAUCCACCGCAUGUUUUCACAACAGUUCUUGGUUGGCAGAAUACAUGUGAAGGUGCCGAUGACAUAGCAGCAACACUGUCUGCCUUAAAUAAUGUCAUAGAUAUUAGUGUGCUUUAUCGUGGACUAGAUCCCAAAAACAAGCAUAACUUAGUCUCAGUGGUUUGCUAUUAUGGGCAACAUUACCAUUGUUUCGCCUAUAGUCAUGAUCACGAAAGAUGGAUUAUGUAUGAUGACAAAACUGUCAAGGUAAUUGGUGGAUGGGCCGAUGUUCUUAUGAUGUGCGAACGGGGGCACUUGCAACCACAGGUUCUUUUCUUCGAAGCUGUAAACUAAACAAAUUUAUGUUGAAUCUUGUUAUAUUAUUUGAUACACCAGAUGAGUUUAACAUGGGUUUUGGCAUUGGAUGGCCUAAAAGUGGUGUGAGGUGUUGUUCGUAGUCGCAUUGCAGUUUAUACUGUAAAAAUAUGCGAAAUCGGUUCGUGAGGAAGUUUGAGAUGUUUAGUUAGAAAAUCCGAAGUUGUGAUAUUAAAAAGCGGGGUGGGGGAAGAGAAUUUUGGGAAUCAUUCGAGUUUUUUGUAGGAGAAAGUGAAUCAUUUUAAGGGAAGAAAUGUCGUAACAAAGAAUUUUCUUUAAAAUUUCGAGUUUAGUUUUUUUUGGUACUAUGGAACUUCCCGAUAAGGUGGCUCUGGUCGACGGAGGGGAAAAAAAAGCCGAAGAAUUAAAUGAUGGGGUGGCCUUGACUACGGCAUAUCAUUGAAUGUAGUGCUGCAAGGAUCAUUGGUAGGAGGAUAUAUAUAGCAAUUAUAAGCGGGGGAGUUAUCAGAUUUGGGAACUGUUCUAGAUGUUUAUUUUUCUUUGUUCGAAUAUUAUCCCCUAAUAUAUAUUCUGAAGAUGUCUAAGAAUGGAUUUACAUUAGGGUAUUCAACUCUUGAUAUUCCAGCUUACAUUAAAAUUUUGUUA
Molecule: messenger RNA, 5699 nt
Organism: Hibiscus syriacus
Lineage: Eukaryota; Viridiplantae; Streptophyta; Magnoliopsida; Malvales; Malvaceae
Exons: 14
Coding region: 258-5072 (1604 amino acids)
Biological process (GO): protein deubiquitination
Molecular function (GO): cysteine-type deubiquitinase activity; protein binding
Source: RefSeq, a predicted model, not a curated record